GUGUGCGCGACGUUCACCAUUUAUAUUUCGCAACUCCCUCCUGAUGCGGCAACUCGUAAACGCGAAUCUCGGAGUAUGUUACGAUCACACACGUGCUUGAGGCAUUCCAAUGUUUCGAUAAAAAUAAACCGCCGUGAUUUUUCGGGUUGAGUGGAUAUCCUCGUCAUCAACAGGAAAUUCCAACUAUUAAAUUUGCUUUUCGGGGUGUUUUAACUUUGUUUUUAAAUUUAGAUUUUUUUAGAAUAAAUAUGACACAUUGGUUUAAUGAUUUUUUGAAAUGAUCACUGCAUUUACACCGAAAAAGUUCAGUUCUAUGUGACCAUUACCAAGUGUAAUUCAAAUGCUCGUCCCAUUCUCGAGAGGAUAGUCGCACAGUUGAACGACAAAUUUGCCGGAGGGAGGAACGAUCGUGGACCCGAUGUACAGAGGUGAUAAAAAUAUACCGGAGGAAAAUCUCGGCUUUAAGCCAAGUGCCUGAGAGUAUGAAUAUAGGAUACAAAUGGAACUGAACGCGAAAAUAAACUGAAAACACUGGAAUGAUAUAAACCCGUGGAUUUGGCGUGAAAUCAGUGACUCCUGCAUUUUUAUUAAACCUGCGUUCAUAAAUAAGAUUUCAAAAGUGAUUGUGAAUGAGAAACGUGAAAACUAUUUUUACAUGUAACAGUGUGGCCGCUGAAAUCGGUAAAUCCCCGUGAUUCAAUCGAGCGAGAGUGUGAAGACGGUGGAGGUGGGUGGAUUUGUUUUGGUUGGACAGACUAUAAUCUGACCGGGUUCACCGGGUAAAUGAAUGUGUUUGCCCCAGGCAUUCGUGAUAGUGAUAGUGAAAUCGAGGGACGACAGGGGUGCUCGAUUUAAACACAUAAAUGUACGUGAGGAGUCCACAAUGGUGGCCUGGCUCCCGCAACAAAUUCUACUGCUUCUCAUACUCGUCACAGCGGAGACCACCUAUGUGUCAGAAAAGACAGUGAAAUGGAGUAUCCCAAGCGGUCGUAGGAAUGAAAAGUCAUCGACCCUUGGCUCGAGAGUCUCGUCGAGGCAGAAGGAGCAGAGAAGUGUGACUACGACUUCAAGUGACUUUCCCCAGGCCAUGCCAACUAGAGUGUCAAGAACCAAUAUUCGAAUAGAUAGAUUCACUCCAAUUGACGAUGAGCAUAAGACAUCAUCAGACAGGCUAUCCAUGAGUCGUUUCCAAAUCAGUCAGACUACUCUCGAAAGUAACCGAGGUUCACGAGGUCAAAACUUCAAUGUAAAAAGGUACGAGAUAGCACGUAAUGCAGAUAACCAAAUUGAACCAAAGAUAUCCAACAGCAAUUCAUUGCAAUCGAUUGGAGGCCAAUUGGUGAAGAUGGAAACGGUCCGAGCGCAGCUAACGAGCAUUGGUGGUUUCCCCUCAACCGCGAAACCAGGGGACCAGCCAGAUGACUCGACAAUGAGGGAAUCUCCAUGGUCAGUACCAGCAGAAUCCCUGAAACUUAAACCGAGGGAACCUAUCCCUACCGUCAAAGUAAAUUCACAAAUGGCUGUUAAAAUGCACUUUAAUAUGGGACUUAGGGAUAUAGUAUCAGUUAGCAAUGCAUAUCCGCAGAAUCCCCCGGUGACUAAAACCCAUGUUGAAUCGGAUUCCCAUCCAGUCAACACGAUUGGCCACUUCGCUAAAACUCAGAAUUCCCUCGAUUCAUCUAUCGAUUCACUUCAAUUUCAAUUCGAACCAGACCAAGAUCAAGUAACGCCCGUUAGAAGUACGGGCACUGUCCCAGUGGAGGUGAGAGAGAAAGAGAGCAAUGUUGAAGAGCUUCUCAACAGGCACUCUGACAAACUCAGUCUCUCUCACUCAGCACAUGGAUAUAGAGAUCGAUUGCAUCGGGGAAAUCAUGAUAGCACAACUGUGAGUACAACAGCGAUUGGCUUUCGACGGAGGUAUAUGCGGGAUACAACGGAGGGUUCGUGUGAAAAAUUUGAAAUUGGGGAAGAGAGAAGGCAAGAAUUCUACAGUCCAAAUUAUCCACAAAAUUAUCCAGCAUCGAUUGAUUGCAUUCGGGUACUCGAUGCUGGUGAGGGGAUGGUGUUGAAGCUGGAUUUCCGGGAUCGCUUUGAUCUGGAGGCGGCUAAAGACAAGGAGGAUUGCAAAUAUGACUUUCUCGAGGUAAGAGAUGGCCUGUAUGGUUAUGCGACUCAAGUUGGACUGUUCUGUGGCAAGUCAUUCCCACCGGAGAUCACGUCUAAGGGGAGGUAUCUGUGGUUACAUUUCCAUAGUGAUGAUACCAUUCAAUACAGCGGAUUUAAAGCCAUCUGGACCACUAUACCACGACCAACUGCUCCUGGGGUACCACCGGAGGCUGAGCCCUGCAUUAAGUACGUGACCCACAAGUAUGAAGCGAUGAUCAACACUACUGAGAUUGAAGAGGAGAGGGCUGUGGCGCAGAAAAACGCGCUACCACUUGACUGUCUCUGGAUCGUUGAGGCUAAACCUCAAUGGACGAUGCAAUUGAACUUUGAUUCCUUCAAACUUGACAAGCCCAACGACUGCGAUGCAAAUUUCAUGUCUGUAUUUGAUGGACGCACAGAAAUGACCGCAUUACUGAAGAAUUUUUGUGGGAGUAUCGCUGAAGCUGUUUCAACCAAAACCAGUACCAUGUUCAUUCGAUUCUACAUGGAGCCAAAAGCCAUUAACAGUACCUUCAAAGCCCUUAUGACUGCUGUGCGAGCCAAAGAGGACAAACCUUGCAUGGACGAUGAGUAUGAUUGCGAUGAUGCAACGUGUAUCGCCUGGGACUUACGAUGCAAUAAAAGACAAAAUUGUCGUCUUGGCUGGGAUGAAGAUGACUCCAUUUGUGGGAAAGGAAAAUCUCUCGCACUAGACUCCACCCGCAUCGUAAUAAUCCUCGUGAUAUUCGGUCUGAUAAUGUUCGGCCUGACAUUCGUCUUCCUCUUCAACUGCAUUAGAAAGCUCAUUCGCGAUCAUCGCAUAAUACGGGAACACAUAAGGCAGUCACGAGAGAAUCGUUUGGAUGAGAUUGGACGAAAGUCAACUCCUUGUCCGAUUUCCGUAUCACAGACGGAUCUUCGUCAGCAUGGCAGUGACUCACCGAGUCUUGAAAUUGAUUCCAACAAAGAGUUGAUACCGACAGCGACAAUAAUAGCCCAUGAGUAUACCAAGGACCUUGUUCUCGAGAUGACAUACAAUACAAAGGACAUAAUUGACAUACAUCAAAGUAACAACGUGAGUAACGCAACGCAAGAACGCCUGCAGGAAACCUCAGAAGAGCCGCAGAUGUGUGACAGUUCAUGUCAAACACGCGAGAGUCUUUUUGACCCUCGUAUACCUGAGCCAGCAGCCCCAUCCCCGGUCUUUUCAACAUUUGGCUACAGUAGUGUUAGUGGUUCUCGUAACGGUGUACAUCCGAGCAUCAGGCAAUCUUCUCGUAGUCAGACAUACAAUUCCCCAAAACACAAUCAUGGAAGCACCUCAAAGCACUCGUCGGUGUGCUCUAGCUGCAGUCCAGCAUCAAGAGGCAGGGAUACAAGUGGAACAAUCUGCCCAAGACACGCACCAAUACCAGCCCCACCUGGAUGGUCCAUCCACGAUCCACCAUAUGCAGCCGUCAUUCCAACUCAUCCAGAAGACCCUGAGUAUCUCACUUAUCAGAGAUAUCAAAGCCCAAAACCCGAGAGAGAUGCCAAAUUCUAUCAACCGGCUAUUGUUAAACAGAGGACAAUUGGUUCUGGUGAGAAGUACGGAAGUUUUUUAUACGGAUCAGAGCGUAGUUCAACCAAUACUACCAGUAAUACUAAUACAAAUAGUUCACAACACUCAGGCACUCCGAGAUGUCAAGCCUCAGAUCCGCGUUAUCGUGCCGAAGCAAUUAUCGAGGUUGACCAAAAAAGGCCUUUCAGCAUAGAGAGCACCAAGAGUGCUCCUGAUGUCAUUGCUACACACUGACAACGGGAACCAGGGGGUUGGGAGCCGUACAAAAGACGCCAUCCCCGUCAAAAGAGUGAUGACAAUGAGAUUAGCAAUACUUCAAAUCCAAUUAUGGUCAGUGUUGGUACACAAAGUUCACUGGAUGAUAUAUCAAAUUCAUCGACCCUUGGAAUCUCAUCGUCCUGAUCCACGUGUCCAAACGCAUUCCGUCCUGGGCAUAUUCAUCAACCGUCUAAUGAUUUGCUGAACGAUCUACCAAUUUUAAAACCGCCCGAGGAGUUCAGGUCGACCAUGAUUGUGCUCCAGCAUUAUUGCUGUCAUGGACAUUCGCAUUCUACUGCAGAGAAGCCAAUCAUGCGUUGCUGUUUAUUAAAACGUUGCGAGCAGGAUUCGUAUCGUACGUGGCCCAGGAGGGCAUUGAAAAAUCGAGGGAACAAAUCAAAGAGGCAAAGUACAGCCACCAGCACUUCUGGUUUAUGUCAUAUACCAUCCGAUAUUGAUCAAUCUGUCUGGACUACAGGAUCAGAGGACAAAGUAUUGGACGGUGUUGGGGCUUCGAUACCUUUUUGAGUUGAUUUAAUUCAAUUACGGGGUGUAGAAUCGUUCACGGUGGAUUGAAAGACGGAGUGCGGAUAAUAAUAGACUUCGAGUUCAACAAGAACGCACAAAAGUCAAUCGGACUCUAUUAAUUGUUCAGCUUUUUUUUGUCGACUAUGCUUUCAGGGCUAUCACUGCGGAACACAGACUUUCGCAAAAUGCUGUUUGAGAUUUAUUCUCGCAUUGUUAGAUAUCUAAUAGAUCAACAUAUCUUGCAUAGGCUAAUAACCUAAAAGAACUUGCAGAAACAUAAUAAUUUUAUUUUGGAAAACUGUAUGGAAUAGAAUUGUAUGAUUUAUUCUUUCGUUAUCAUGGAAAAACUUUGUGACCAAUCCCCUCCAUCGACAUGAUAAAAUUUUCUUAGAGGAAAAAACCUUUGGCGAAUACCGUAGGCUGAACUUUCUCACACCAUUUAUCGAUCGGUAAACAUUUCAAACAUGAAGGGGAGUAAACUUUGAGUAACUACGAUACAAUUUAAAGUGACUGAGAUUGUCUGAUUGCAGGUUUAUACGAAACUUUGUGACUACUAAAUUCUAAACAAUCUAUUUUUUCACAGUGGGUUCGAGUCGAAAGAGUGAACAUAAAAAUAAAUAGAAAGAAACGAAGAGAUAGUAUUUUCGCUUCCGAAUGGCAACUUUGUA
This is a messenger RNA of Diachasma alloeum, 5160 nucleotides long. RefSeq lists its product as uncharacterized. Bases 788 to 3940 code for a protein of 1050 amino acids. The transcript has 9 exons. Lineage: Eukaryota; Metazoa; Arthropoda; Insecta; Hymenoptera; Braconidae. Gene Ontology annotation, molecular function: protein binding. The record is from RefSeq and is a predicted model, not a curated record.